This is a messenger RNA of Symbiodinium pilosum, 600 nucleotides long. Lineage: Eukaryota; Dinophyceae; Suessiales; Symbiodiniaceae. The record is from the annotation of a GenBank genome assembly.
AUGGCGAUGGUUUCAAGGCGCGCCAUUCAAAAUCCUGGCAAAGGAGUGGCUGUGAAGCAGAAGCCAAGUAUCCGCAAGACCAUUGAGUCUAUGAUUAGCACCGGGAGCCAGGCAGAGUACUUUCGACCAGAACAGACCAUCAUCAUCUUCGACUGGGAUGAUACGCUCUGUCCUUCCAGCUGGAUCCGCGCAAACAAGAAGGUUUUGAGCUUCUUCAAGCCAGCUCCAAAUGUGGAGAAGUACCAAAAGCCACUUCGCGAGUUGCAGGCCGCCGUUGAGGUCCUGAUCAAAAUGGCGAUGAAACUGGGCACCGUCGUGAUUGUCACGAACGCCAUGGAUCCGUGGGUGGAGACUUCCUGCCGCAACUUCUUGCCCUCGCUGCUUCCACUGGUUAGCACGUUGCCGGUGAUCUACGCGCGGUCCAUUUUCGAGCAGCAAGGAGUGGACAUUGCGCGCAGCCCAAGCAGGGGUUCCUCGCCAUUGAGCCGCCUUGCAAUGCCUGGAAUGUACGCUGCAAACGGUCAGAAUCGCCUGGGCAACAUCAACGCAAAGAUUGCGGCGCAACGCGUGGAGGAGACGUCCCCCCAAAAGUGGAAGGAG